Molecule: messenger RNA, 318 nt
Organism: Epinephelus lanceolatus (giant grouper)
Lineage: Eukaryota; Metazoa; Chordata; Actinopteri; Perciformes; Serranidae
Source: RefSeq, a predicted model, not a curated record
CCUCUCUGUCCCGUCACCCUCUCAGGUGGGCCCAGUUCUUCAUCUGCCCCCUGAUGAUCCGAGACGCCAUUGACAGGGAGGUGGAGGCCGUCGACAGCGAGUACCAGCUGGCUAAGCCGUCGGACUCCCACAGGAAGGAAAUGCUGUUUGGCAGUUUGGCCAAACCUGGACACCCUAUGGGCAAGUUCUGCUGGGGGAAUGCCCAGACGCUGAAGCAGGAGCCAAAGAAGAAGAAGAUCAAUGUCUAUAAGAGGCUGCGCGCCUUCUGGAAGAAGCACUACUCUGCCCACUACAUGACUCUGGCUGUGCAGUCAAAAG